This is a messenger RNA of Neltuma alba, 1643 nucleotides long. Its product is annotated as ribosome biogenesis protein WDR12 homolog. Lineage: Eukaryota; Viridiplantae; Streptophyta; Magnoliopsida; Fabales; Fabaceae. Gene Ontology annotation, biological process: ribosome biogenesis. Gene Ontology annotation, molecular function: protein binding. The record is from RefSeq and is a predicted model, not a curated record.
GCUAUCUCGAAUUUGGUGGCCUUUACUUGCUGGUCGUCUGUUCUACUUCCAUCUCCGUCGAGGUUACGGGAUGGACGUUGACAUGGGUGAAGAAGCUGAAGGAACGUCGAGGAAGAUCCAGGUGCGGUUCGUUACUAAGUUAAAACCGCCUCUCAAGGUCUCAAGCAGUGUCAUUUCCAUCCCCGCCAACCUGACUAGAUUUGGUCUCUCCUCCGUCAUCAAUAGUCUUCUUGAAGCCGCUGGUGAUCCUGAUUAUAAACCGGAACCUUUUGACAUUUUGAUCGAUGGCGAGUUGGUUCGGAUGUCACUCGAGGAGUUUUUGGUCGUCAAGGGAAUUUCAGUGGAAAAGAUAUUGGAAAUUGAAUACACAAAAGUAGUGGCCCCACGUAAGGAGGAAGACCCUUCUUUACAUGAUGACUGGGUUAGCGCAAUUGAUGGUUCUUCUUCUCGGUUCUUUUUGACGGGAUGUUAUGAUGGUUUAGGGAGGGUAUGGGAAGGUGCUGGAUUAUGUACACAUAUAUUGGAGGGGCACACUGAUGCAAUCACUUCUGUUAGCAUCAUCAAUCACAAAGGUGCAGGAACUUGUACCUUAGCAACUGCUUCAAAUGAUCGAACAGUAAGGCUAUGGAAGCUCAAUCUAGAUAAGGCCAUUGAGCAUCCUAGGAAGAUUAGUGCCUUCAAAAUCUUGAGUGGUCAUAAAGAUACUGUGAAGAGUGUUGCCGCACAAACUUCUGGAGAAAUGAUUUGUUCUGGUUCUUGGGAUUCUACCAUCAAGCUGUGGCAAACUGACUUUGACGCAGAAGGUGAUGUGUCUAUUAAGAAGAGGAAAGUGAAAGAUCAAGUUGAGGAGUCACAGUUAGAGGGGGAGUCUGUAUCUACCCUUGUAGGCCACACACAGCAUGUUUCUUCUGUGGUUUGGCCACAGCGAGACAUAAUCUAUUCUGCAUCCUGGGAUCAUUCCGCCAGGAAAUGGGACGUUGAGACUGGGAAAGACUCGUUCAAUAUAUUCUGCGGCAAGGCUCUCAAUUGUCUUGAUGUUGGUGGAGAAGGAUCUGCUAUGAUAGCUGCUGGUGGUUCUGAUCCUGUUCUUAGGAUUUGGGAUCCUCGUAAGCCAGGCACUUCUGCUCCAGUUUUUCAGUUUGCUUCUCAUACUUCUUGGAUUUCAGCCUGCAAAUGGCAUGAUAGUUCUUGGUUUCAUUUACUUUCUGCAUCUUAUGAUGGAAAAGUUAUGUUAUGGGAUUUGAGAACCGCGUGGCCACUUUCUAUCAUUGAAUCACAUAGUGACAAGGUGCUAUGUGCUGAUUGGUGGAGAAGUGACAGUGUUAUCAGCGGCGGAGCAGACUCAAAAGUCUGCAUUUCUUCUGAAAUUUCAGUACAAUGAUCCAAUGCUUUUGGGUACUUGAUCAUGAAGAAGUCUAAAUUUUGAUCUAUGAAUUUAGGGACUGGCAAGAUAGGCAUACAAUUAAAACGAUCCUGUGUUUGUAUAGUUCAUAUUUAUGUGAGGAUUUGAACUUGGGCUGUACAAGGAACAGGAGGACGCAAUGAUUCUUCCGAGCCACGAGUGUUGUAUUGAGCCUUUGGAUCAAAGGAUGUAAGAAUAUAUUAUUUUUUUUAAUGAAAACAUGAUAAUUGUGAUCUUGCAC